Cinara cedri is the source of this 1359-nucleotide messenger RNA. The record is from the annotation of a GenBank genome assembly. Lineage: Eukaryota; Metazoa; Arthropoda; Insecta; Hemiptera; Aphididae.
AUGUCUACGCGAUUACGCCCCGACGAACCCACGCCAGUUGAUGAUAAUGACCCGGCAGUGGCCACACCGCCGGAGAACGCGCCUCCUAGGCGUCCGCGGUUUAUUGAACUACCUAUUACGGAUGGCCAGAUAGUGGUUGACGUAAGAAUGGUGUUGGGAAUUCCGGGAGAAGAUUCACUCCCAGGGGAUGCCUCGCUUCCGCCACAAAACACGGCGGGUGAGGAUACGAGUCUUCCGCGUGCAGCCAGGCCUCCGUUUAACAUAUCUGACCAGCUUCCUUUAUCUGAAGGGGUACAGUUCUACUCGGAAUCGACGGACCCGAUAUUUGUUAAUGACUCAAACGGUUCGGUUCCCUUGAUGACACACAUCAAUUCUCUUAACGAUAUUAGAGUUGGAGAUCAGAGGAUUCCAAUUAGUUCGGUUCUUCCGGUCAAUGUGCAUAGCGGUAUAUCCUCGUCCGACCAUAAGCGUCGCUCGUCGACCUCAAACAGUACACGUCGUCCACCGACCUUGAACAGUAUGCGUCCCCCGUCGGCCCCGAACAGUACACGCCGUCCGCCGCCCCUGAACAGUAUACGCCGUAUGCCGGAGUUGAAUAGUAUGCAUCCCCCGUCGGCCCUAGACAGUGCAAAUAACCCGCCGAUCAUGGAUAGUACAAGUCGUCCGUCAGCCUCGAAUAGUACACCUCGCUCGUCGGGUCUGAACAAUGUACGUCUCCCGUCGGACACGGACGUUGAAAAUAAUCAUGAUCAUAUCAAUAUUACAAUAGAGAUGAAAGUCGAUUAUGUCAGUGUAGAUAGUCCAGAUGGUUCAUCGCGCCAUUCGCGGCCCACCGUGAAUUGCGUUAUGGUACCGAAUCCUCAAUUUUUACCUAUUUCAGGAGAAAAUAUGGAAAUAAUUAGGCGAGCAAUAUUACCGCUUCAAUCGAGCUUAAAUUGUUUGUACGAAGCCGUCCAGACCUUCAAUUCGACUGCAUCCGCAGAAUUGGAACGGGAACAUGGCGAGCGUACGUUGCCGGAAGAACUGGAUGAACCACAGUCGUAUGAAGUAAAGGAAUUGCCUGGCAAAAAGCCCAAAAGUUCCGCAAUGGACCAACGCGAUGUUGGUUCGACAAGCCAACAGGACUCGGACAUUACGGGUGUACGCCCCCCCGCUCAAGCUGAUAAUGGAACCGAUCAGGAUAGAAGUCAAGACGAUCAAGAACGUUCAUACACUAUUAAUGACACUCGUAGGAAUCAAAUACUCAACGUACCGCGUGACAUCAAUGUGAAAACAUUGACUAUAGCCAAUUACAAUGUGCUCAAAACGGAAGUAAUGUCUGUUUAUUCGCUUGAUAAUCUAACUCGUUCUCCGAUCUAA